Messenger RNA from Cicer arietinum (chickpea), 1119 nucleotides. Lineage: Eukaryota; Viridiplantae; Streptophyta; Magnoliopsida; Fabales; Fabaceae. The record is from RefSeq and is a predicted model, not a curated record.
AUGAGAGUACAAUCUGGAAUUGGAACUUCAAAACUUUUGAACCCUAAACCUCAUUACUUCAUCAUCUCAGAUUCUGAGAUUGAUGAUUCCUGUGAAUCUUGCCCUCCAUCAGCAACAACACCACAAAAUAAUCCAACAUCAACAUCUGAAAAGGCACCAAUCCACACUAAACCUACCACACCUUCCAAAUCUACUUUAUCCUCUGAACCCUCACAAUUAACUCCCCUACACCAAAAACGGAGAUUGAUCAAUGAAAUUUUCCUUGCUCGAAAGAAACUUCCAAACUCUCAGAAGAGAAAAACCAACGCUCCUAAACAAAACCUCAAACAUUGUCAACCCGCCUCUCCAGAACAUUCUUCACAAUGUUCCCCACCCCAACCUCCAAAACAACGUUCUCCAAAUCAAGAACGUUCCCCUGCUCACUCAGUCCCUCCUCCAGAACCCUCUCCAUACACACAACCUUCCCCAUCAACACACGCCAAACGAUCUCCCACUCCAGAACGUUCCUCUACCUCCACCUCGUCUGAAUCUGAACCAUCCCCACUACCUAAAAAAUCCAAACAAAAUACUUCACCUCUGAUUCCUUCCAGCAAAACCAAACUCUUCAAAAGCAAAUGGGCUCAAUGCCCAGUUGGGAUUGGACGAGUUUUCAUUUUUGAAAACCUCAUCAUUGACGGCAAUGUUGUCCUGCAUCACACAGAUGCUCUUGGAUGGACCUCAUUCCUGCAAACAUCUGAAAGCUACUAUCCAGAUGUUGUCCGAGCAUUUUAUUGCAAUGCAAAGACGUUUGCUGACAAAUCCCUUAUUAUUUCCACAAUUAAGGGAGUUGAGAUCAAACUAACUCCAGAAAUUCUGGCCUCAAUCCUUAAGUUGCCCACAAAAGGUCCAUCUGUGUUUGGUGACAACUGGUACUUAGCCUUAAAUCUUUGCAAGACUGAAGUCCUCUCUGACUUGUUUGAAGAAGAUUCAACUCGUUACUUGUCAACAUAUCUCAAGCCACUUCCUAAAGUGUUUAAUAACAUGUGCCAACAUACUCUAAUUCCUCACUGUGGAAGUCAUGAGUAUGUCUCUGACAAUGAUGCACUGCUCAUCCAUCUCUCCUCAACUGCAAGCGACUGA